Molecule: messenger RNA, 1916 nt
Organism: Oryza sativa Japonica Group (Japanese rice)
Lineage: Eukaryota; Viridiplantae; Streptophyta; Magnoliopsida; Poales; Poaceae
Source: RefSeq, a predicted model, not a curated record
CGCCGCGACGGACGCUCGUGUUCCCGCGAAGAAAUUAAGCGAAGGAAUGGGAGCUCGACACGGCUGUCUGCUGCCACCUCGCGCUCGCGCUCUCUGCUCCGUCGCGAUUCGCCACCUCGCCCUCGUCUCGUUUUAGCGCCCCCCCGAGGGCGACGGCGACGGCGACGACGACGGCGACGCGCGGUGUUGCGACGAAAUAUCUAUCGUGCGUGGGCUAGCGGCGGUGGCGUGACGUACGCGGGAGGAGAAGGGGGGAGGCGCUCGUGCUCGUGCGCGCGGCCGGCACGACGCCCCAUGGCCGCCGAGAUCUGCCGCGAGGAGGCGGCCAAGUCGAUGCCGGCUGCGGCGGCCGGCGCCACGGCGAUCGCCAGGCGGCGCCGUAGGGUGGAGGGCUUCCGCUUUGCGGCCGGCUCUCUCGAGCCGCCGCAGGAGGAUGCUGACGCCGGUGUGGCGCGCUGCGGCAAGCGGCAGAGGGUGGCGGGCGCGCGUGCGGGCGCAGGCGCGGCGACCGCAGGCCCGUGCCGUCCGUCGGCCGGCGCGGAGUUCGGGUCCAGGUGGUGGCCGAGGUACGGCGUCACCUCCGUGUUCGGCCGGCGGCGCGAGAUGGAGGACGCCGUGUCCAUCAGGCCGGACUUCCUGCGGGGCUCCACCUCUUCCGGCAAGCACCACUUCUUCGGCGUCUUUGACGGCCAUGGUUGCUCCCAUGUCGCGAGGAUGUGCCAGGACCGGAUGCAUGAGCUCGUCGUCGACGCGUACAAGAAGGCGGUCUCCGGCAAGGAGGCGGCGGCGGCGGCACCGGCGUGGAAGGACGUCAUGGAGAAAGGGUUCGCGCGGAUGGACGAUGAGGCGACGAUCUGGGCCAAGAGCCGCACCGGCGGUGAGCCGGCCUGCCGCUGCGAGCUGCAGACGCCAGCACGGUGCGACCACGUGGGCUCGACCGCCGUUGUCGCGGUCGUCGGUCCUAACCGCGUCGUCGUCGCCAACUCCGGCGACUCCCGUGCCGUCCUCUGCCGCGCCGGCGUCCCCGUCCCCCUCUCCGUCGACCACAAGCCGGACCGGCCGGACGAGCUGGAGCGCAUCAAGGCGGCGGGCGGCCGCGUCAUCUACUGGGACGGCGCCAGGGUGCUCGGCGUCCUCGCCAUGUCUCGAGCCAUCGGGGACGGCUACCUGAAGCCGUACGUGACGUCGGAGCCGGAGGUGACGGUGACGGAGCGCGCCGACGACGAUGAGUGCCUGAUCCUGGCGAGCGACGGGCUGUGGGACGUGGUGACCAACGAGAUGGCGUGCGAGGUCGUCCGGGCGUGCUUCCGGAGCAACGGCCCGCCGUCGCCGCCGGGAUGCUCCCGCCCCAAAGCCGUGCUCCCGCCGCCCGCCGGCGCGUCAGGCGGCGGCGGCGGCGACGCCGUGGUGAAGGGGGUCGACAAGGCCGAGUCCGACAAGGCGUGCGCCGACGCGGCAUUGCUUCUCGCGAAGCUCGCGAUCGCCCGGCGGAGCGCCGACAACGUGAGCGUCGUCGUCGUGGAUCUCCGCCGGCCGGUGCCGUGAUCCGCCAUUAUUAUUGGCUUAUUCUCUUCCUCCUCUAUUUUUUUUCACUUCUUCCCUCCUAAUUUACUCCUGCGAUCAUCGUCGCAAAGAAUUUACUUAGUGAGACCAUCAUGUCUCGUGUGAUUGGUGGAUGGUCAGAACAAGAAAAUUAAAGCAAUUUGCGACGUGGAUUGAGGCGAUCAGCGAUUAGAUAAUUCGUCAUCGCAUCUCGAUUAAACUGAACUUACGCAACCAACGAAGGACGGUUGGUUCGGCGAUCUGUUCCUUCCGCCUCGAAUGCAUUUCCGACAGAACCAUCUCACGUGUUUCUCUGUUGGAAACACUAAUGAGUAAUGAAAGCUUACCGGACAUGCGUGAUUGGUGCAUGAUCA